Messenger RNA from Tupaia belangeri chinensis (Chinese tree shrew), 436 nucleotides. RefSeq names its product DNL-type zinc finger (gene DNLZ). Lineage: Eukaryota; Metazoa; Chordata; Mammalia; Scandentia; Tupaiidae. Gene Ontology annotation, cellular component: mitochondrion. Gene Ontology annotation, molecular function: protein-folding chaperone binding; zinc ion binding. The transcript is spliced from 4 exons. The record is from RefSeq and is a predicted model, not a curated record. Gene Ontology annotation, biological process: protein folding; protein import into mitochondrial matrix; protein stabilization. The coding region runs from base 1 to 348 and encodes 115 amino acids.
AUGCAGCUCAGGCGCGCGGAGGCACUGCACUACCAGCUGGUCUACACCUGCAAGGUCUGUGGCUGUCGGUCCUCCAAGCGCAUCUCCAAGCUGGCUUACCACCAGGGUGUGGUCAUUGUGACCUGUCCCGGCUGCCAGAACCAUCACAUCAUCGCUGAUAACCUGGGCUGGUUCUCAGACCUGGAUGGGAAGAGGAACGUUGAAGAGAUCCUGGCAGCCAGAGGGGAGGAGGUGCGCAGGGUGGCCAGCGAGGGGGCCUUGGAAGUGACUUUGGAAGCUGCAGGGGCCCCCGGAUCCACUGCUGCUCCAGAAGGGAGUGAGGACCCUGGCAAGGCAGGGCGGAGCUGACCCCGUGCACCACUGGGCCCUGGACUGGAAAGGCCACUGGCCCUGCCCCGCAGUCAGCCUCCACCAAUAAACGGCUGCCGUGCCCUCA